AUGUCUUAUCAUCGUUGCGAAAAUAUUAAGUCCAAGUGCACAAAAUCUCUCACAUUGUUCGAAUUGGGUGUCUAAUUACCAUAAUUACAAUUGCCAUUAAAACGGAUGCAAUUCCAAGGAUGUUACAUUAUCUGGCAAUGUUUUGCGCCAUAUAAAAGUGUGUUUAACGUUUUCAAACUCGGUGGGAGUCAUCCAAGUGUUGGUGAAAACUUUUUCGAAAUAAAAUCUCAAAAAUGAGCCGUUGUGAUUUUAAAAUAGUGUUGUUAGGGAGCGAACAUGUUGGUAAAACGAGUUUGGUGAUCAGAUUCGUGAAUUGUAGCUUUAAUGCGGGGACUCCGUAUCAAAAUACUAUUGGUGCAGCAUUCUGCGCAAAAACCAUGCACUCCGAUGGUAGAGACUUUAAUGUUGGCAUCUGGGACACCGCCGGCAGUGAAAGGUAUGAAGCGAUGACGCGUAUGUACUACAGAGGAGCGCACGCCGCCGUCAUCUGCUACGAGCCGUCCUCUCUUCUCUCCUGGACCAGGCUGAGACACUGGCUCACUGAGCUAAGGACAGUUGAAGAGGAUUGCAAAGUAUACCUUUGCGGCACCAAAAAAGACCUGCUGGACUCCGGCCUCGCCCAGCGCGAGGUCCCGGAGGAGACCGUGGCCACGUACAGCCAGGGACUGAGGGGACAUUUCCUGACCUCUAGCAAAACUGGGGAAAACGUGGAGGAACUCUUCCAGAAGAUAGUGGACGACUGUGCGUCCGACAAGCGAGUGAUGAAAAACGUCGAGGAGCUUCGAGUGCAGAUACUGAAAGACGAAGCAGCCUACCGCGCCAAGGACAAGCAAUAUUGCUUAUGUUGAAACUGAUGUUAACCUCCUAAAUCCAGAUGUCCUUUUAAAAGGACACAUUCAAAUCGAUUUAGAACUGUAAUGGAAAAAAAUAAAGUUCUUAAUUCAAAAUUACAAAAAUGACUGGGACUUAGGAGGCUAAAACUACACAACCAUGAGCAUCGAACAAUAACUUGUUCACAGAAAGAAACAUUUUUCGCGAUUUCAUCAUUCCUAGCGCCACUUGCACCAUCCCAUUAACCCGGGGUUAACCGGUUACUGGGACCGGUAACCGGUAACCAUGGCAACUCCAGCUUUAACCGGUUAACCCCAGGUUAGUGAAUGGUGCUUGUGGCUAGUUAUUUGAAACUAGACUGUUUAUGAAAGGAAACCAGAACAAAUGUGAUAUUGGGGUAAAAUGAUGUAAGUUUAAAUGCUUUAACGUUAUCAAACAUCCUAGAUAUAUCUAUGAAGGUCAAUGUGGAGAAGACCGACUAUCCGGUAACACCGUCUUCAAGCUCUUUUGUCUUGCGUUUGUACACAUGCAGGAAGAAGAAGCUCUUCCUUUCUGACUGUGAGUGAAGUACGUUUGUAAAUAUGAGCAUACAUCGGGGUUCUCGGUGCGUGAAUGAUUUCGUGUAUUUAUAACUUUGUUUAUUGUAAAAUAAUUACCAAACUAUUAAUUAAACGUAGGUAGUAAGGUCCAAAUAUGCUUAGAAAUUUUAAAUUAUUAUCGUUUUUUACAGUUUUUACCUGUUAUUUGGCUAGUGUAAAACAUUCCCGCACCGAAAACCCCGAUGUAUAAAUACGAGAGAUCUCGCCCUAUGACGGCUAUGACGGCCUUCCUAACCAAAAAUUUUAUAUGCCGGUCUUGGAACAGUCAUUAUCUUUUCCGCGUUAUCCCAGCAUAUUGCUCAUGGGAGCUGCUUGCUGCUGGGGUCCGCUUGACAACUAAUCCCAAGAAUUGACAUAAGCCCUAGUUUUUACGAAAGCGAUUGCCAUCUGACCUCUAAAAUAUCUGAUGUGGAAUAGUUUAUGUACCGGCACGGAAUUUAAUUUCAGUACUAUUUGGUACCUGGUCACAGUGACAAUAGUAGGAGGUCCCUAAACUGAAAAUCGUAAUUCAAGACCAAAAAAAUAAGGUUUUGCCACUGCAAUAAUUUGUUUGUAGAAUAGUAAAUUCCUUUUGAUAAAUAAUCACGCUAAGAUAAUUUAUAAAUUAGUAAUUUUACUCCUACGAUUUAUAAAGUACUUUUAUUUACUUAUUUUUACAUAAAUACAAGACGCUAGUAAAAAGUGGCAACAUUUUCUUACUUUUUUUGGUCUUGAAUUACGUUUUGCAGUAUAGCGACUUUCAUAUUGAAUUAUUGAUUCCCUGUGACAAGGUACGAAACGGUACUGAUAUUAAAUCUUUGACUGUACCUCUUAAAGGCUUGUGAAAUGAAAAGCUCCUCUUGAGUUUAAUCCACGCCACAAACAAUGUUGUGUGUUUUCUUUUGUGUGUUCAUAUACGACCUUGAAUAGGCAUGUUGACAUGAAUCACAAAUAUAUAACAUGUUAUGUUUUUACCAUAGCAGGGAAUAUUAGAAUGAUGAAAAUCAUAUUUUGCAAGUGUAAAUAUGCGUAAUAAAUUAAUUAAAAAUAAUCAAAAGUAUUUAAAUUAAUGCCCAGUAUCACGUGACUGCAAACGCCAAUCGGAGCGCCUGACGUCAUGACAUGAGAAUCACCACAGACUAGUCAUCAAACCUGACCGUAAUCCAUACGACACCGCCAAAGAGUUUGGAUGUUCAAAAACUGUAUGUAUUUUUUAUUUCGACAAUAGACAUUUAUUAUAUACGUACAAAAAUAUUAUUACAUGAUAUAAAAAUAUAUACUUAUUUGUUAUUAAAUAAAUAAAAUGUUAUAUAAUAUGAUAUUUCACCAAAAUCUUUUUAAUUAUUUGGCUGAAUGGAACUAUCAUCGCCAUGUUGGCUGUCGGAAACAAAAAAAAAAUUAAAAAGUUAUAUCUGCGCCCACAAUAUUUGCACUCACAAAUUUUAGUUGUAUCAUAAUAAUUCAUUUUAAAUUGUAACUGUAAGUUUUUGUGUGAAAUCAGUUAUUGUGAUUCAUUUUUGAAAUGGUUUUAUCAUCGCUGAACGUAAUAUGUAUACAUAUAGUUCGCAAGUAACAAUAUCAUUCAAGUCAUAAUCCGUAACUGCAACGUAAGUAUCAUGUAACAAAUAUUUGAUUUAUACUCUAAGGGUCUUGAUUGUUGUUCUUUGACACAUAGGCACUGCAUAAGACAUGUAAAACUUGUUAUUCAUUAUUUUAGCUUAUAUUUUUACGUAAUACUGAUCUUUUAGAAAGAGAGAUAAAUUAAAUACUACAGCUUUUGUUCGUUUGUUUGCAGCAGUUUGUUUAUUUAUCUGUUCGUGACGUCACGUGACAGCUUGGAGCGUUUAGGCUCAAACUUUAAACACUAAACAAAUUAAGCUCUAUUUAGUAUUUAAAAUUAAUCAAUAAAAAAUUUAAAUAUUUUUUUUCUAAUAAUUACGUGUCUAUCUAUACAAUGAAUACAGUUCUAGAAACUUGUCAACAUGCCUAUUGAUGUGGAUAUUUAGAUUUUAUGAAUUAGAAUACCAUUUAUAUUCCUUCCAAGUGUUCCUCGCUUUAUUUAAUGUAUAAAGAAGCUAGGCUUUUUUUUUAUAAAUGGACUUAUAAGUUUUAAAAGUUUUGACUAAGAACAUUGUAUCCGUUGUAAAAGCUAGUUAAGGGAAACAAAGUAAUAUGUCACAAUCGUCUAUGUCGUAAAGCCCGAUGUCCUUUUUUUAGGACAAUAUUUAUUCAUUUCGCCCGCUGUUUUUCUGGACUGGUACGACCUUCAAGCCUUCAAGAAGCCUCGCAUCUUAAAGGCCGGCAACGCACUUGCAACCCCUUUGGUGUUGCGGGUGUCCAAUUGUCCAUGGGCGACGGUCAUUACUUGCUAUCUCGUUUGUCUCAUGUAUCCUAACUAAAUACGCGUUAUGUCUGUGCCUACAAUUUUAAAUUAAAAAAAGUGUCCUAAUUGUAAGCCACUGUUUAUAAAUAAAUAAAUAAAUAUUGGGGACAUCUUACACAGAUCAAUCUAGCCCCAAACUAAGGAAAGCUUGUACUAUGGGUGUAAAUACAUACUUAUAUACAUAGAAAACACCCAUGACUCAGGAACAAAUAUUAGUGUUCAUCACACAAAUAAAUGCCCUUACUGGGAUUCGAACCCAGGACCAUCGGCUUCGCAGGCAGGGUCACUACCCACUAGGCCAGACCGGUCGUGUUUAGUUUUUACAUUUUAAUUAGGUUAUCUUAUCAAAUUAAUGACUAACCAUGAAAUGUCGCUGCUUUCGAUUUCCAUACCGUUAUAUGAAAUUGCUUCUAAAAUCUAUAAAACAGCUUUAAAAAGGAUUUGGUAAGUAUUAAAAAACCAGUCACACAAAAAUAUAGGUUCUAAUAUGCCUUUUCUGUUCUCUAAAGGUAAUAAAGUAUAACUAAUUGUAAGGCAAGAAUUCUUGUUUUAUUUUAAACUGAUGGUUACAUUUUGUCCUAAAAGUAGGCCUGUGGGCUUGACGGGGUUGUAACAAAGCUAUAAUAAAAUUAUUUGUUGCCUUAAGCUAUUGUGUGUAGCUGUUGUAUAUAAUCAAAUGUCACAAUAUGUUAAUAAAUGCUUUAUAUUUUC
This is a messenger RNA of Cydia fagiglandana, 4503 nucleotides long. RefSeq names its product ras-related protein Rab-24-like. Gene Ontology annotation, cellular component: endomembrane system; endosome; autophagosome. Gene Ontology annotation, biological process: intracellular protein transport. The record is from RefSeq and is a predicted model, not a curated record. Bases 234 to 848 code for a protein of 204 amino acids. NCBI's taxonomy places the organism in Eukaryota, Metazoa, Arthropoda, Insecta, Lepidoptera, Tortricidae. The transcript is spliced from 5 exons. Gene Ontology annotation, molecular function: GTP binding; GTPase activity.